AUGGCACAGAUGCAUCCACAGGGUAUGGAAAUGCCCGAUAUGUCUAAUGCCAUUAUGGCACAGGACGAAAUGGGAAGACCAUUCAUCAUUGUGAGAGACCAAGGUAAUAAAGAAAGACAGCACGGGUUGGAGGCCAAAAAAUCGCACAUUUUGGCUGCUCGCUCUGUGGCCUCGAUUAUCAAGACGUCUUUGGGACCAAGAGGUCUUGACAAAAUUCUAAUAUCGCCCGAUGGUGAAAUCACCAUCACCAAUGAUGGUGCCACGAUUUUGUCACAGAUGGAACUAGACAAUGAAAUUGCAAAGCUCUUGGUGCAGCUCUCCAAGUCUCAGGAUGAGGAAAUUGGCGAUGGUACGACAGGUGUAGUAGUGCUGGCUAGCGCUUUGCUUGACCAGGCGCUAGAAUUGAUCGAAAAGGGCAUUCAUCCGAUCAAAAUCGCCAAUGGAUUUGACGAAGCAGCCCGAAUGGCUGUGGCCCACCUGGAGGCUCAAGCAGACGACGUGGCGCUCGAUAAAUCCUCAUUUCACGACUAUUUGUUCAAGGCUGCUAAGACUUCACUGGGCUCCAAAAUUGUCUCAAAGGACCUCGACAGAUUCGCACAAAUGGCCGUGGACGCUGUCACCAGCGUCAUGGAUGUGGACCGCAAAGACGUGGAUUUCGAUCUCAUCAAGCUAGAAGGUCGUGUGGGUGGCUCUCUCCAGGAUUCUAAGCUGAUCAAAGGUGUUGUUCUUGACAAAGAUUUUUCACACCCUCAAAUGCCCAAGCUGGUCGAACCCAAAGAGGGCCAGGACGGCGUAAAGCUGGCCAUUUUGACCUGUCCCUUUGAGCCUCCAAAACCAAAGACUAAACACAAACUUGAUAUAUCAAGUGUUGAGGAAUACCAAAAGCUUCAGUCCUACGAGCAGGAGAAAUUCACUGAAAUGAUCAACUACGUGAAAAAUGCAGGUGCCGACGUUGCAAUUUGCCAAUGGGGAUUUGACGACGAGGCAAACCAUCUAUUACUGCAAAACGAUUUGCCAGCUGUGAGAUGGGUCGGUGGCCAAGAGCUAGAACAGAUUGCUAUUGCCACUAAGGGUCGUAUAGUGCCCCGUUUCCAAGAUCUAUCGCCCGAAAAAUUGGGUAGAUGCGGUAAAAUUCGUGAAGUCGAGUUCGGUACAACAAAGGACCGUAUGUUGGUAAUUGAAGAAUGCUCAAAUUCGAAAACAGUAACUUGUUUCAUAAGAGGGUCAAACAGAAUGAUUGUAGACGAAGCAAAGCGCGCUCUUCAUGAUUCUCUUUGUGUCGUAAGGAACCUGGUUAGAGACUCGAGAGUUGUCUACGGCGGUGGUGCUGCCGAGGUGACGAUGUCUGUGGCAGUCUCUGAAGAAGCUGAUAGACAGCACGGUAUCGACCAGUAUGCAUUCCGCGCCUUUUCUCAGGCCCUUGACACUAUACCUAUGCUAUUAGCCGAAAAUUCUGGUCUGGAUCCAAUAGAAACGCUGUCACUACUGAAAAGCUCGCAAAUCAAAGAGAAGGUCUCCACAACAGGAGUAGACUGUCUGUCUAACGACUCAAAUAACAUGAAAGAGUUGUUUGUUGUUGACCCAUUGAUUGGUAAGAAACAGCAAAUUCAACUAGCCACUCAGCUUUGCAGAAUGAUUCUCAAGAUUGAUAACGUCAUUAUAAGUGGGAAAGACGAGUACUAA
This is a messenger RNA of Lachancea sp. 'fantastica', 1683 nucleotides long. The record is from the annotation of a GenBank genome assembly. NCBI's taxonomy places the organism in Eukaryota, Fungi, Ascomycota, Saccharomycetes, Saccharomycetales, Saccharomycetaceae.